AUUUUCAAUUUACUUAAAUAAAAAGAAAAAGGAAGGAGUUCCGCUUGCACGAGUGCAGGGGAGCUUCUUUGACACGAGAAGUAUAGUUGAAGCUUGUUUGGUUACCGAGAAAAUAAAAAAAGUCUCAUUCUUUCUGUCUGAAAUUACUCUCAGAAGUAAAAGAUGGAGGGUUUUCAAGAAUUUGAACCCAUUUUUAAUAAACCCAGAAUUGGAUGGGCAAAGAAUUCAAACCAGGGUUCGGGUUUGAUGGAUCAAUUCUUGAUGCAUAUAUUUGCUCCUGAUGACAAUCACCUUAAAAUUCAAGUAACUGAUUAUCAUUCCAAUACUUUUGAGGCUGUUAAGUCAGUUAUGCAGCUUGAUGACAUGAGGGAUUGUAUUGGCAUUGGAGGGUCUUGGACUGAGUUUGUUGAGUACCUUGUUGCUUCUUUUAAAGCUGAAGAUGUAAAGCUUGUCCUUGAGAAACUUUCGGAUUCGGAUGGUGUGGCAUAUGCAAAAUUAGUGGCUCAGAAAUCGAAAGGAAUGCCACUAAUUUCCAUUUCCCUCACAAAACUUCUGGACAAUGCAGCUAGGGAUGCCAUGUCAAACAUGUCUUUUGGGCUAUUCAAGGCAUUCAAAUGCACGAAGAAUUUGGUUCUACAAGAGAAAGAGCACUCUUUGCAGUUGACAAAAGUUAUAUCAGCCGAGAAGGAGAGGAGUGAAAAUAUCCAGAGUCAAUUGGGAAAGAGACAGAAGUUAGAAAAGAUGAAUUCUUCAGACAGACUAGAUGUUUCUGGUCCUCCAGCCAGUAAUGGAGCACAAAAUUCUCCAGACAAACUAGCAGGCCGAGAUCCUGCCUCAACAAAAGUUACCAAUCGUGUUGUACCAGCAUUUCGCAGGGCAAAAGUGAGGGGUGCCUUACUUCAGGAUAUAGAAGAUGACAAAGGUAACUAGAAGCCAAUCUGACAGUUCGUUUCAAUAUGUACUGCAAUUAAAGAUUCGAGAUUAGGAUUAUGAUUGACAUAUAAUAUACCAAGGGGAGGAGGAGGAGGCAGUUUAAGGACAAGGAGUAAUAUCUUAGCCUUACUCAUUAGGCAACAAAUGUAUAUCAGAUUUGUAACUUAGUAGGAAAUAAAGUGUCUAAAUCAAAUUUGUAUUUUACAAAUUGGUAUUUUGUGGACAUGUAUGGAUAUUCUUAUAACCUCUUGUUUAUACAAAAUGCUGAUUGAGUUGACGUGACCUUAAGCAUCA
Populus nigra (black poplar) is the source of this 1227-nucleotide messenger RNA. RefSeq lists its product as uncharacterized. Bases 163 to 930 code for a protein of 255 amino acids. Lineage: Eukaryota; Viridiplantae; Streptophyta; Magnoliopsida; Malpighiales; Salicaceae. The transcript has 8 exons. The record is from RefSeq and is a predicted model, not a curated record.